AUGUUCCUUUCGCAACACAAGAGGAGUAUAGUUCGAAGGAUUUGUUGGCCCUCGGCUAAGCGCUACCAUUCGGAACUGGUGCGCUGGUUCUACGCCACGGAUUCGCCCUUGGAAAAGCCGUACGAACCGAACUAUAAGCCUGUAAAGCCUCCGGUAAACUUUAUACCGUUCUCUAAAAGCGAUUCCGACCGUUUAGAGCGGUUCUAUAGCCUUGAAAGGCCCUCUGAGAAUCCCAUUUCGGUCAAUGAGGAUUAUCUGUUCGAAGUAUACUUGGAAGCAAGACGUCUGAAGCCCGCGUAUUGGGAUGGCCCUGUUUACGAGGUCCGGAGAGGCACCUGGUUUAAUAGCGAUGGCAUGCCUCUAAGUGAAGACCUGAGCGCCGAGCUAGCUGAGCUAUCGGCAAAGUGCGACGAAGAGAAGGAUUUCUUCAAGCUGGAGGGAAAAUACGACGAAGGUCGAUAUGUACUGUUCAAAGGGGAGAAGAAAGAUGAAGCCCUACUCAUACCCGAACUCUACGGUGGAACGUUGCAGCUCAGUUUACUGCGGAAGAGCACCUUGAUACCAAUUGGAUUUGUCAAGGUAACGAAAGGAUACUCUGAAUCAUUGACGAAGGGUGUGAUUCAAAAGGCUGCCGAGGGCCUAGAAACGCAGGUGCUGGACCAGACUAAACAGAUGGGCAAACUGUCAGACCUGCUUGGCUGGGAGUUCAUGGACUUGCUGCUGGGUUCUGCUAGCAGCUCCUCUGGUGAUAAGUUGAAUGAGGCAAUGACGCACAAGAUGGACCGAGAGGAAGUAAAACAAAAUAUAAACACCAGGGCACAAGCUACUAAAUUUCAAACAAACUAUAGAGAGAUAGACCACCUCAUACUUUGUGUUCAUGGCAUCGGUCAGAACCUUGGCAAGAAAUACCAAUACGUUAACUUUGCUCACACUGUAAAUCUGUUAAGGUCCAACCUCAAGCGGCUCUACAACAAUGGGGACUCAUGGAAGGCAUACAACCGAGAUGUUGUCAAGAGGCCUGAUUGGGAGUUUAAUAGCAGGGUACAGGUGCUCCCGAUUACUUGGCGGCAUGAUAUAGGAUUCAGUACCGAUGAGUUCGUAAAAGAAAAAGAACAGCCAGAAUUGCCUACGCUGGCCGAUAUAACCGUUGAUGGUAUCCGUCCAUUACGAAGGGUGUUUGGAGAUGUCGCUCUUGAUGUAUUGCUUUAUGGGGAGGAGUACUACCGCAAUCGCAUCAUGGAGAAGGUAGCGUCUCGUCUGAAUAAUGUGUACGACAAGUUUUGCCAUAAAAACCCAUCGUUUAACGGCCGCGUCAGUCUCAUCGGCCACUCACUGGGAUCACUUAUCCUGUUUGAUAUUCUUGCGCAGCACGAGAAGUACCACCUGCAUUUCGAUGUAGAAAACUACUUCGCAAUUGGUUCUCCGAUAGGGGUGCUAAAGCUCAUCCAACAGACUAAAAUUGCCCAUUACGGGGGUCCUUUACAAACCGACUUUGGCCUGAGAAUCGAUCGCCCGAAGUGCAAUCGUUUUUAUAAUUUGUUCCACUCGUGCGACCCCAUCGCCUACCGAGUGGAACCGCUUAUCGACACCAAACUGGGCCAGUACCGUCAGAAAAUUGUGCCAGCUGUUAGAGAAAGCCAGCUAGAGGUCAGGGUCCGGGAGCUUGGUGAUACAUUUACCUCAGAUAGCGGCUUAGAGAUGGUCAAGAUGCCUGAUUCUUUAUUGAAGAAAGUCACAAAACUUAACCACUUAGGCCGAGUCGACUUCUCAUUUGAGCCUCGACUAUGGGAGGUGGAUGCCCUCAAUGCAAUUAAGGCCCAUGUAAGUUACUUUGAAGAAGAGCUUGCGGCCUCUUUCUUCCUAGAUCAGCUCUUACGUCCUGUUGAGCCUGUCACAGAAGUCUACUGUCAGGCUUUGAAAAAACCGGCACUUUGA
Molecule: messenger RNA, 1935 nt
Organism: Eremothecium gossypii ATCC 10895
Lineage: Eukaryota; Fungi; Ascomycota; Saccharomycetes; Saccharomycetales; Saccharomycetaceae
Gene: DDL1
Product: putative carboxylic ester hydrolase
Exons: 1
Coding region: 1-1935 (644 amino acids)
Cellular component (GO): cytoplasm
Molecular function (GO): metal ion binding; glycerophospholipase activity
Source: RefSeq, marked provisional